This is a messenger RNA of Chara braunii, 1316 nucleotides long. Lineage: Eukaryota; Viridiplantae; Streptophyta; Charophyceae; Charales; Characeae. The record is from the annotation of a GenBank genome assembly.
CGUGGCAAAGCCCUGAAGCGCUUUUCUGCCCCAUGCCACGUGGGGCGUCAUCAGAGGGGGGGACAUCUUCCAUGGUCUUUGAAAGGCGAUGGGGAGGAGGGGGAGCGAGGGGGGGUGCGAUGGUUUAGGGAUGAAGGUUGGUUUCGAGGACGAGGAGGGAGUUUUUUCGGGGGAAGGGGAGGCGGGAGGGGGGAGAAGGGUUCAUGCGGCGAGGGAUAGGGAAGGGAGUGGAUGAAGUAGAGGAAGGAGAGGAAGGAGAGGAAGGAGAGAAAUGCUAAAAAAGCACAAGACGAAGUCUCGGCUGCCGGCCUAUGCUCCAUUGCCUCGGCUCCGCGAAGCUAUGCCCUGUCUAAUUCGGACGCCUCCGUGUCGCGCCGAGCUCAAAGAAGAGGCAGCAGCAGCAUGCAAGGAAGAGCGACAGGAAGCCGAUAGUACUUCCGAUCAGCAGCGCGAAGCGUUUGGCAGGAAGGCGCAGAAAAACCUGUUCGGAGAGGUAGGCGAUGAGCAAUGCGCUGGCUAUGGCGAGAUUCGGGAGCAACCCGAGGAGGAGAAAGAGCGAAAGGACAGUGCCGCUAGCGCAGUGGCACGGGUGAUGCGCAGAAGGCGUGGCAGGGCACGUGGAGGCGGACUGCAUGGUGUUUGGCCGAGCCUGCUUAGGUGCGGGGCUGCGAAGGUCCGAUCGGAAGUCCGCCGUACGAGGCAACAAGCGCCCCUGGUUGAGGACGUGUUAAAGCUGGUUCGGGACAACUUCGUCUUAUAUGAGCACAAGGAUCGGCGCGGGGUGAUAGAUGCCAGGGACGUGCCAUUUCUUAUCCGCGCUAUGGGGCUGAACCCGACUGAAAAGCAAGUACAAUUCGCUAUGAAGGAGAUGGGCUGGCAGGAAGAUGCUAGCCAGACUAACCAGACUGCUGGAGCGAAGCAACACUUUCCAAUUGAAAACUUCGAGAAGGCGAUGUUAGAGGUGCUAACUCUGAAGCAUCCUGAGUUCGUCCGGCCAUCAGAGGAGACAUUGCUCCGAGCCUUUCGGGCAUUGGAUAAGGAAGAUAAUGGUUAUAUCGAGCCAGAGGCAUUCAAGGAGAUCAUGACAACCAAAGGAGAAAUCUUCUCUCCUGAAGAAAUGGAGGCAGCUUUAUCUGUGGCGGCCGACAAGGACACGGGUGUAAUUUACUACGAAGACUAUGCUGCACUUUUGGCGCAAGACGGAAGGAUAGAGACUGAGAAGAAAGACGGACCAGAGAAGGCUUGAUUGACCAAAAAAGAAAAAAAAGGGGAAAAAAAAAAAGAGCAUUGAAUGGAUAUGACUGCUGACCUAAAUG